Molecule: messenger RNA, 2223 nt
Organism: Anguilla rostrata (American eel)
Lineage: Eukaryota; Metazoa; Chordata; Actinopteri; Anguilliformes; Anguillidae
Gene: fam20b
Product: FAM20B glycosaminoglycan xylosylkinase
Exons: 8
Coding region: 352-1581 (409 amino acids)
Biological process (GO): proteoglycan biosynthetic process
Cellular component (GO): Golgi apparatus
Molecular function (GO): phosphotransferase activity, alcohol group as acceptor
Source: RefSeq, a predicted model, not a curated record
UAAGAGAAGAGGCGGCGUGGAAUUCUUUGCAUGAGGAAGUGUGUAUCCGGGACUGAGGGAAGAUGAUGGGCAAGAAAAUGGAAUGCUGAAUGUGAGACAUGAGCGAUUCAGUAAAAACAUAAUUUUGUGCAUUGCAGACAGACUUUUGGACAUCCUGGCUCCAAAACGGUGACGAAAGUCCCGAGCCCAGCUGUGGACAGCAGAUCGGGGACGGCCAGAGCGAGAUUUGGGAGAGCGGGUCCUGGUGGUCACCCAUCGCAGCGGGGUGGGGGGGGACGACCGAGCGCGGUGCAAUGUUCCAGGGGUGAGGCGAAGGCAGCGAGAGUCAGAGAGCCCGGAGAGGACGGAAGCAUGAAGCUGAAGCAGCGGGUGGUCGUGCUGUGCGCCGUGCUGCUCCUUCUGGGCCUGGCCAAGGUCUUCCUGCUGGACGGGGGCGAGGGCUCGGCCGCCAGCCGGCGCGACCUGCGCGCCUUCAGGAAGAUGGAGGCGGGGCUUCAGCUGGCCAAGGGGGCGCGGCUCACCCACACCCUCCAGUCGCCCUGGGAGGUGGCGGCGCAGUGGGUGGGGCCCAGGGAGGUGUACCCGGACGACACGCCCGAAAUGGCGGCGGUGCUCACGGCCCUGGCCACUGCCCGGGUGGAGAGGGCCGACGUGGGCUACAAGGGCACGCAGCUGAAGGCCCUCUUGGUGCUGGAUGGGGGGCAGAAGGUGGUCUUCAAGCCCAAACGGUAUAGUCGAGAUUAUGUGGUGGAGGGGGAGCCGUACGCAGGCUACGACAGACACAACGCUGAGGUGGCGGCCUUUCACCUGGACAGGAUCCUUGGUUUCAGAAGAGCUCCCCUGGUAGUCGGGAGGUUUGUGAAUCUGCGCACAGAGAUCAAACCAGUGGCCACAGACCAGUUGCUGAGCACCUUCCUUAUGCAAGGGAACAACACGUGUUUCUACGGGAAGUGCUACUACUGUCGCGAAAGUGAGCCAGCGUGUGCGGAAGGCGAGGUGAUGGAGGGCUCGGUCACCCUGUGGCUCCCGGACGUGUGGCCCCUGCAGAAGCACCGGCACCCGUGGGGACGCACCUACCGAGAGGGAAAACUGGCCAGGUGGGAGUAUGACGAGAGCUACUGUGAGGCGGUCAAGAAGAUGCCCCCGUACGAUGCCGGACCCAGGCUGCUGGACGUCAUCGACACCGCCAUCUUCGACUACCUUAUAGGGAAUGCCGAUCGCCACCACUACGAGAGUUUCCAGGACGACGGAGGCGCGAGCAUGCUCAUUCUUCUGGAUAAUGCCAAAAGUUUUGGGAAUGCAGCCCUUGAUGAGAGGAGUAUUCUGGCCCCUUUGUACCAGUGUUGCAUGAUACGCGUGUCCACGUGGAACCGGCUGAACCUGCUGAGGGGCGGGGCUUUGAGUUCGGCCAUGCGCCAGGCCACGGCCCACGACCCCGCCGCCCCCGUGCUGGCUGAGCCGCACCUGGCCGCCCUGGACCGACGGCUGGUGGGCGUCGUGGCGACCGUGAACCAGUGCAUAGAGACCCAGGGCCCGGACAGCACCCUAAUCGAGGACCGCAUGAACCUGCCGCACCCCUAGAGAAGGGGGGGCACUUACAGGAGGAAGGGGGAGGGGGGGGGGGGGGGGGGGGGCGGCUGGCUGUGGCGAGAGGGCGGGGUGGCUGCCUCGUGGAUCGCACUGACGAACUGACCAAUCCGGAGGAGUCCUCAUCCUGACCAGCGAAUCGGAACGCUUUUCGCAAGCUCUCGCCGAUUCUCCUCCCUGCUCCGCUACGCCAACACUACACAAACCUGACGUUGCCUGGGUGACUGCUGCCAGUGAACCUUUCAGUGUGAGUGGCAGGGCGUUUGGGGGGGAAAAAAAGUUCUCUCUGUAGGCAGAAGAGCAGAGGGGGACGAAUGCCAAAGCGUGAUUCGAGGUCUCAUCAGAAGAGGAUUGUGGGGCUGGUGGCGUUGUCAUCGAUGCAGGACACAGAGGGCCAGGGCGAUCCGAAGCCUCAGGUCUAAGAGCUCUUGCUCUCAGUGACGUGUGCUUGUGCAAGAAGGAACCCCCUGAAUCUCUGCACACAGAGUGUGAGAAGGCUGGGGAGGGGGAGGAGGAAUUUUCCCAUCUUGUGAAUGACAAAAGUGAGCAAAACUGCUUCUGGCGACAAACUGAACCUACGAACCAAACAUGUACAGAAAUAAUUGUGAAAUACUAUGAAUAAAUAAGGAAUUAUAA